This is a messenger RNA of Paralichthys olivaceus (Japanese flounder), 465 nucleotides long. RefSeq names its product ubiquitin like 5 (gene ubl5). Gene Ontology annotation, biological process: mRNA splicing, via spliceosome; protein modification process. Lineage: Eukaryota; Metazoa; Chordata; Actinopteri; Pleuronectiformes; Paralichthyidae. Gene Ontology annotation, cellular component: cytoplasm; nucleus. The record is from RefSeq and is a predicted model, not a curated record. Gene Ontology annotation, molecular function: protein tag activity; protein binding.
AGGCUGCUGCGUAAAACUGCAGCCGCUUUACGAUAAACGGGACAGAGCGUCGCAGAGAAACAUCGGCGACACAAGGAUCUUAGUUUUUCUCUGCGUCUCAAGGAACCGAAGAUGAUCGAGGUGGUCUGCAACGAUCGUCUGGGCAAGAAAGUCCGGGUCAAGUGCAACUCUGAGGAUACCAUCGGAGAUCUGAAGAAGCUCAUUGCUGCCCAGACAGGAACACGGCACGACAAGAUUGUUUUAAAGAAAUGGUAUACCAUAUUCAAGGAUCACGUGUCUCUGGGCGACUAUGAAAUUCAUGAUGGGAUGAACCUGGAGCUGUACUACCAGUAGACUGAAGACCACAGGACAAUGCUACACACGUCACAGAGACACAACAUACACAGAUAUGAAGAGAUGGAUCCUGUUGCAGGAACCAGCAUGAUCAGACAACAGAAAAACAGAAGAGAAUCUACAUCGCAGAAA